Molecule: messenger RNA, 999 nt
Organism: Huiozyma naganishii CBS 8797
Lineage: Eukaryota; Fungi; Ascomycota; Saccharomycetes; Saccharomycetales; Saccharomycetaceae
Gene: NBP35
Product: Fe-S cluster-binding ATPase
Exons: 1
Coding region: 1-999 (332 amino acids)
Biological process (GO): iron-sulfur cluster assembly
Cellular component (GO): cytosol
Molecular function (GO): ATP binding; ATP-dependent FeS chaperone activity; 4 iron, 4 sulfur cluster binding
Source: RefSeq, a predicted model, not a curated record
AUGACUUCCGAGGUAUUGGACCCUGUUGUUGGAGGGGACGAGCGUAUUCUCCCACCAGAAUAUGAGCUGAAUGAAGCGGAACCCGAACAUUGUCCCGGCCCGGAAUCCGAGAUGGCCGGGAAGGCCGAUGCAUGUGAUGGCUGUGCUAAUAAGGAGAUUUGUGAAAGCUUGCCCAAGGGGCCAGACCCUGAUAUACCUUUAAUCACGGAUAAUCUUAGUGGAAUAGAUCAUAAAAUUCUUAUAUUAUCAGGGAAAGGUGGUGUCGGGAAAUCUACGUUCACCACCAUGCUUAGCUGGGCACUAUCUGCGGAUGAAGAUUUGCAAGUGGGUGCAAUGGACUUAGAUAUAUGUGGUCCGUCCUUACCUCACAUGCUUGGCUGUACCCAGGAAGUUAUCCACGAAUCAAAUUCCGGGUGGACACCGGUUUAUGUUGCCGAUAACCUGGCCACCAUGUCUAUCCAGUUCAUGUUGCCCGAGGACGACUCUGCCAUAAUUUGGAGAGGCUCCAAAAAGAACCAGCUAAUAAAGAAGUUUUUAAAGGAUGUGGAAUGGGAUCGCCUAGACUAUUUGGUGAUAGAUACUCCUCCUGGAACCUCUGAUGAACAUAUUUCCAUCAACAAGUUCAUGCAAGAUUCUGGUAUUGACGGAGCACUGAUUGUCACCACACCACAGGAAGUGGCACUGUUAGACGUACGAAAGGAGAUUGAUUUUUGUAGGAAGGCUGGAAUAAAUAUCCUCGGCUUAGUGGAAAACAUGAGCGGGUUUGUUUGCCCAAACUGCAAAGGCGAGUCCCAAAUUUUCAAGCCAACAACAGGUGGUGGUAAGGCGCUGUGCGAGGAGAUGAAUAUCAAAUUUCUGGGAUCAGUACCAUUAGAUCCACGGAUAGGCAAAUGCGCGGACUUUGGUGAAAGUUUCCUAGACAACUACCCAGAUAGUCCUGCUUCAAUAGCAGUGCUGGACGUAGUAGAGAGCCUAAGGGAUGCUGUCGGAGAUGUCUAA